Messenger RNA from Salmo salar (Atlantic salmon), 739 nucleotides. The record is from RefSeq and is a predicted model, not a curated record. Lineage: Eukaryota; Metazoa; Chordata; Actinopteri; Salmoniformes; Salmonidae.
GGUCUGAAUGACGCACCCGGUGAAAGUGGCCGAACGAGCUGGGCCAGAGGAUCUCAGCCAUAGAGAAGGCCCUGCCAACAGAAUAAGAAGAUGAUCCUCAAGGAGCUAUUCACCAAAGAGUACAUGAAAGCCAAAGGCCUCACCCAGACCGCCAACGGACUUAUACUGGCCUUCCCCGCACAGAGCGUCACAGACACAAUAGAAGACAUCGUGGGAAGUAUUAGGGCUGGGAAUUGCCAGGGACCUCAAGAUGGUAAAGCAGUUGCUGCUGCACAGGGCCAACAAGGAGCACAGUAACGUUUCAGAUUACACUCGUCUCAGCCUAGCCACCUCAGGGGGCUGCAUCAACAUUCUCCUAAACGAUGGCACUGAAAUCAACUCCUGGACUAGAAGUAUCUCUAGUCUGGGUAUCUCUCCUCUGAGGCUGGCUGCAAUGAAUGGCCACGUCCCUGCGGUCAAGCUGCUGAGGGACAUGGGCUCAAACAUCAACACCACACAGAUCGAGACCAACUGCAAAACGGCACCGACCCUGGCCUGCCAACGUGGAGCACAACAGAGCAGCAGUAAGUUAACAGCAUUUCGACCAGAAAUAUGACUUUCCUGAAUUGGAUCUGUUGUUCGUACCCUGCCCCAAGGCAAUUCCACUUAUCCAAGACACCGGUACAUGUCAAAAGUUUGGACACACCUACUCAUUCAAGGCUUUUUCUUUAUUUUUACUAUUUUCUACAUUGUAAGAUAA